This is a messenger RNA of Adineta steineri, 3156 nucleotides long. The record is from the annotation of a GenBank genome assembly. Lineage: Eukaryota; Metazoa; Rotifera; Eurotatoria; Adinetida; Adinetidae.
AUGGAAGAAACUCCACAUUUAGUUGCUCAUUUUAUGGCUGUUGGAGCAGAAAAACGUUUAGAAGAUUAUCAUUUUUUACGUAAUACUUAUGAAACAAUUACAGGACAAGAAAUACAACUUAAUCGUAUUUUACGUAUGCUCGGUGAAGAUGAAAUUAAUCUCAAUUGGCGAGCGGAUUUAUUGCCAAUAGGUAGAGCUCGACGUCGAACUCUUUAUGAAUUUAAUCAAUUGAAUAAUACAUUAGUUUUAAAAGGCAGUAUUGCUUAUGAACGUCUUCGAGACUUAGAACAUGAGACAUUUCAACGCACAAGAGAACCAUCAAUGCCAACAUCUUCUCGUCGUGUACAAGAAUUACGAGAACGUCGACAACGAUAUAGUGAACAACGUGAAUGUCCAUCAUCAAGUUUAAAUGGAACUGCUGUUUCUUCGUCAUCAUCAUCAUCUCGUUUACGUGCAUUAAAUGAAUAUGAUACAGCAUUAGCUGAUUCGGAAAAAAAACGACAACAACAAGCAGAAGAAAAUCGUUUAAAUGCAUCGAAAAAUAAGGAAAAGGAAUCAAUAGAAAAUAAACGUGAAAAAUUCAAAUCUAUGUUCGAUGAUGAAAACUCAAACUAUGGAAAAUCAAAACAACAGAAUGAAGAUAGAAUAAAUAAUCGUUCAACAAGAACUGAUCUCUCAAAUGAAGAUAGAACAAAUAAUCGUUCAACAAGAACUGAUCUCUCAAAUGAAGAUAGAACAAAUAAUCGUUCAACAAGAAUUGAUCUCUCAAAUGAAGAUAAACGUCAAAAAGUAUCUGAAGAUCAACAGAACAAUUCUGAUCGUAUUCGAAAAUCUUCUAAUAAAUCUGAUUAUGACAAGACUGGAGAUAUUGAAUUAAUAUCAUUUACUGUUCGUUGUGAAACUGUUCCAUCAUUAAAUAACGCACAAAAUGAAGAAGAUGCAUCGAUUCGUCUAUUUUGUAAAUGGGCAUCACCAAGUUCAUCAUCUGCUAUUAAUUAUUAUACAAUUGAACGUCAAAUAGGUGAUAAAGAAGAAUGGUUACCUAUUGGAGAAAAAAUUGAUAAAUUAGACAAUCAAACUCAAUUAGAUAUUUCAUUAUUGAAAGAUGCUGAAAAUUCAAUAAAUAAAAAUCUUCCAUCCUAUUUUCGUCUUAAAGCACAUCUUCAAAAUGGUCAAACAUUUAUGAGUAAACCAACUGAUGGAAUUAAUCUUAAUUUAUCACGAGAAAAAAAUCUCAUUAUACCUGAUGUGGAAAUUCUUUCACCAAAUUCCGUUCAAUUAACAUGGAACGAUGAUAUAAAUGAAAAUAAAAUUGGAAAAGAUGAUAAUGAUAAUAAAAAUAAUAAUAAUAAUAAUAUUAAACAAAAGGAAAAAUCAAAUCUCUAUGAUAUUCAAAAGAAAGAAGAACAAGAAUCGGAAUGGGAAAAAGUACUUGAAGUACCAUUAUCUCAACAUUCAGCUAGACUUGAUAGUUUAACUGAUGCUAAACAAUGUCAAUUUCGUUUGAUACCGACAUCAUCUGAACCGGAAGAAAUUACAAAAACAGGUACAACAGAUAAAAUUAGUUUUAAAGAAAAGGAAGCCGAACCUGAAGUAUUAACCGUACAUAAUGUUAAUGAAUUAUUAAGUUCACUACAUAUCGUACCAACAUCAUCAACUACAGUUGAUAUUGAUAUAUCAGAAGAAGGUUUUAAAGAAUAUGAUAGUUAUAAAAUUGAAUAUACAGCAAGUAAUCAAUUAAAUCAAUGGAAACAAAUGUCGGAUAUUACUCAUGAUAAUCCACAUUUAACGAUUGAUAAUCUUAAACAAGGAACUGACUAUAAAUUCCGUUUUACUCCCAUGGUAUCAGGAACAACAGCAGCAAAAAAUGAAACAAAUUCUUCUCAACUUUCACUUAUUCUUGAUGUUAAAACGCCAUCAUCACGAAGAGGACGAUUCACUCAAAAUGAAAGUGAAACUCCUACUACUACUUCACCACCAGUAUCAACUAAAGAACUAUUUGCUGAACAUGAAAUUGAAAGUUCUACAGCAAGUCCAUCUAACUUCUCAAAUAAAGACGUAUUUACUGAAAAUGAAACUGAAGGUUCAACGGCUGUAUCACCUCAAUUAUCUACUAAAGAAGAAUCCGUCGGAAAUGAAGAUGAAAAUUCUAACGCUAAUUCAUCACAUUUUCCAUCACGAGAAGAUAUCGAUCAAAAUGAAGAUGAAAAUGAAGCUUCUGUUCCUAAUUCACCUAAAUCUUCCUUUCAAAAAAAUAUUAAUGAAAAUAAAAGUGAAACUUCUGCUACUACUCCACCUCAAUUUAGAAUACAAAAACUUGAUUCAACUAGUGUUCUUAUUGAAGCAAUUGUUCCAGAAGAAGAACCAGCAACAUUUGAAGAUGUUUUUGAAGUUUUUUCGAAAAAAGAAACCGCAGAUAAUGAUGAUGAGGAGAGUGAUUGGACUAAAGUUGGAACAAUCGAUAAAGAACAUUUAAGCACUACAGUUGACAAUCUUGAAGAAGAUACAUCGUAUGAAUUUAAAGUUGAUAAUAUAACAUCACCAUCAGCUGAUGAUGAAAGUAAUACUAUGCAAGUAUUUAAAAUUGAUACAAAAUCAGUAAAAAAAUAUGAUCCAUCGUCAUUACUAGAAAAAAUUGAAGAAAGUCUAGAAAAUGUUGUUAAUGGUGUCAUGCGAGCAGCUGCUGGUCAUCAAAUUGUUGAAGAACCAAUAAAUCAUAGUUUAAAUGAAGUAAUUAGAGAAGUAUUUCGUGAUGAUGCACUUCUACCAAACGAGGAAUAUGGUUUUGAUACAUUAGCAUUAAAUACAGAUUUACAAUUAUAUCGUGGUCCAAAACAAAUGAUGUUGAAAGACUUAGAAGUUGAUGAAACUAUUGAUCUAUCAAAACAUUAUGGUGAAAUAAUUAUUCAUAAUUAUGGUAAUUCACAACAAUCAGUUAUUGUUCGAGAAGAAAAUGGUAAUACACGUGUGGGAAAUAUUGAUGGUGAUAUAAUUAUACGUAAUGUUGUUAGUGAUGUUUUAUUAAAAAAUGAGAAAACAAAUAAUCAAUUAUCAAUGAAUAUUGUUGGACAAGCUUUUCUAAAAGGUGUUCAAGGAUCUUUAAUUGCAUCGAAAUUUAGAGGAAUUAUUGUUGUGAAAAAUGUAAAUAAACGAUAG